AUGGGUAGCUUUCAAGUGAACGUUCUGCUCAGGCUGGACAAGUUGCAGGCAUGCCAAGAAGAGCAGAUGAGCCUGCUGCGAACGUUAAUGGCCCAAAAACAGUCGACGCAAGAAUCAGGGAUACCCGAUGGCGAUGUUGAACCAUUCGACCGCCCAAUGGACAACCAAGAAGAAUACCAGGCUAUUGAGGCUAAACUGAAGGACGAUCAGUUUAGAAAGAAAAUGAUACGCUACUUGAGCCUAUUGGGGGGACACGACGUCAACCAGUCUGUGCGUCGAGUUCUUCGAAAGAUAGGGACUAACCAACUCUGGUCGUCGUUCAGUCUUCUAGGACGCAAAGGAAAACUGAGUCUGAAGGAUGGUUCUUUUUUCCUAGUGAUAAUGAAGGCAUGCAUGAGGAAUCACCCAAACUCUAAGGAGGUCGAGAUUGAGAAAGCGCUCGGAGAAUAUCUGAAAAGAACUCCAAACCUUCCAGGCGGAAAGAAUUACAAAGUACAUCAGAAACCUGGAAAUGAUGUAGCAGGUCCAUCUGAGGAUCCAUCUGAGGACAAGAACGGAGAUCAGGAUGAUCAGUAGCGACACUACAACAACAACAACAAGGAUGACCAACGGGUAUUAAACAGCAUGUUCAAAUGGAAUAUACAUCAUAUGCAAACAUAAAAUACAAAAGCAUGUUAUAAACAAAAAUACCUUACUGGAAUGUUAACGAA
Messenger RNA from Patiria miniata (bat star), 710 nucleotides. RefSeq lists its product as uncharacterized. Bases 1 to 576 code for a protein of 191 amino acids. The transcript is spliced from 5 exons. The record is from RefSeq and is a predicted model, not a curated record. NCBI's taxonomy places the organism in Eukaryota, Metazoa, Echinodermata, Asteroidea, Valvatida, Asterinidae.